UUAUUAGUGCUGGUAUUUAAUAUUUGUACAGCCAUAACAAGUUAAAUAUUGGAACUACGUCCUCUCUAGUACUCCUCUCCCGACAGUUCCUGAGGGUGUCUCUGUGAAGGAACAAAUGCCUCAAUCCAAAACUGGGACCUUCAGAGCCUGCCUUCAGCUGCCUCUCCAUCUGGAAGCACUAGCAGCCCUCUGCAAGAUGCUUCCAGAGUUGUUCAGGCUUGUCAAGGCUCAGCAGCAAAGCUCCAGACUUGCCUGUGUGCCCUGUUGGGAUUCCUACACCAUGCAUGUUCUCCGUGGCCUGAGGCGUGCUGCCCUUUCCAAGACACAGAUGCAGCAGGCUCCCUACUCUCCUGGCACCAGCUUGGUGAGCUGCGGAGGGGAGGCUGAAUUGAGCGAGGGAGGUCCAGCUCCCCCUGCCAGGUGUGCAUGGUAGCAGUCACUGCUGGGCAGUGGCCUUGGGUUUUGGCAACUCCUCUGCAGCAGGUCUUGUGUUGUGGUUAGUUUGGUCGCAAGUUGAAGCACACAGGUCCGGUUGGUGAUGUAUGUAUGAUCUCUGAGAUACCUGUAACCGUAAUCCUUUUUUUUCAGGUGUCUGUUGUUAAGAGUGGUGUCUUCUGUAUGCUAGAGGCUUGUGACAGUUCUUGAAUGAAACAAAUUUUUAGCUCGAGGUCACAUUUGGGAAAUUUUGUUUUAUUUGUCUGGAAUUCCCUUCUGUUUUACACUGGAUACAUUAUUCAACAUCCUCUGUCAUAAUACGUUCUGUAGUGUUUAAAGGUUGUUGCCUUCUUUCUGCUGCAGGCUGUGUUUCAGUGAUGGGUGAAGUGAUGCUUCUAAUAGGUAGUUUUGUAUCAUUUUGUCAGGUACUUUGGGAUUGUUUUAUGAAAGACUACGUAAGUGUCAUUUAUUAUUAUGAAUGCAUCUCAUGUUUGGAAUUUACCAGACAUAAUAUUUGCCAUCCUGUCACCAUCAUCACAUUCAUUUUCAUAGUUAUAAUCAAAGGUGGCAACAAUGGCAUUCAGAUGCUUAAUUAUACUUCAUGUAGGUGACCAGUGCUAACUUAUUAAAUUAAUGCAUGGUGCAGCAGGAACAAGUGUCACAGCUUCCCUCUGUGGUUAGGGAGCCAUCAGCUUGCUUCUCACACAUAAAAAUCAGUAUACAGUGAAGCAUAUGGCACCAGUGAGUUCUGUGUUUAUUAAAGGACUAUUCCUCCGAACAUUCUGUGAAUUUUUUUCCUUAUUUCACUUGAUGUAGAUCUAAAAUGUUUUUCCUGUCUUUCAGGACUUGAAAUACUGAACAAAUUCAUUUUUUUGUUAGAUGAAACCAAGACUUCUUAAGGCUCAUGAAAACAGUGAGACUUCUGCUUGCAUCAGACUGGCCACCUGUCUGGUAUGGGGAGGAUUAGAGAUCCAUGUAGACUGUGGAAACCUAAGGUUGAAGUCCCUGGUUUGAUUCAGAGCAGUUUUGAACUUCUUAACAUUUUCUGCAUUUCUGGAGAACUGGAUUGCCAGCUGUGUUGGAAGGGAAAGGGAGUAUCCCAUCCCUCUAGUUCCAAGAAGAAAUUACAUCUUCUCAAAACUGAGCAGAAGUGGAUUUUGAGAAGGGCAUACAGCUUCCAUUUCCUGACACAAAGCCACAGUCCAAAGGCUUUUCUCCAGGUUUGUGCACCCUGCAAGACCAGUACUGAGCUUGUUCUGGUGUGGCAGUUCAACUGUGAGGAAGCAAUCUGCUUUAGAGAUGCCUGGCUCAAAGCCUGGCUGGAGCCAGAAUGUGAUCCUCAAGCCUUGCAAAGCCUGAAGGUCUGUCUGCCACAAGCUGAGCCACAGAGGGAAGCCGCUGAAACAGAUGCUGUGAGGGAGGAGCUGCUGCAUUUUAAAGCAGCAGGUGGUGGGACGAUUGUGGAAAACACAACUACAGGAAUUGGCCGGGAUGUGAAUACUUUGAAGAAACUUGCGGAAGAAACUGGAGUUCAUAUUAUUGCUGGUGCUGGGUUUUAUGUGGAUUCCACUCAUUCUUCUCAAACACAGGCCAUGACAGUGGAGCAGCUGGCAGGGAUUAUUGUUGAUGAGGUACUCAAAGGAGCAGAUGGGACUAAUAUCAAGUGUGGUGUGGUGGGAGAAAUAGGUUGCUCCUGGCCUUUGACUCCGAGUGAACACAGAGUGCUUCAGGCAACAGCACAGGCUCAGUCCCAGCUUGGGUGCCCUGUUAUCAUCCAUCCUGGCAGGAACAGCGACUCACCUUUCCAGAUUAUCCGCAUUCUGCAGGAAGCUGGGGCUGAUGCUUCAAAGACAGUCAUGUCUCACCUCGACAGGACCAUAUUUGAUACAAAGGAACUUCUCGAAUUUGCUAAACUUGGAUGCUACUUAGAGUAUGACCUAUUUGGUACAGAAUUCCUUCAUUACCAGUUCCAUCCGGAUAUUGACAUGCCGAGCGACAAUGAAAGAAUUGCAAGGAUUCGUAUGCUGAUUGAUGAAGGCUAUGAAGACAGAAUUCUGAUGGCUCAUGAUAUGCACACCAAGAACAGGUUGAUGAAAUAUGGAGGUCAUGGAUAUUCACAUAUCUUUAAAAAUAUAGUUCCUAAAAUGCUAAUUAGAGGCAUAUCCCAAGAUAAAAUUGAUAAAAUACUCCUAGCAAAUCCAAAGCGGUGGUUGACUUUUAAGUAGGAAUAAUGAAUAAGUAUGCCUGUUUUAUAGGGAAGCUUGAUAAAAUUCAGAUUUCAGGAGAGCAGGCAUUUUGAAUUUUUUUUUUCAGAGAAACUGAAAAUUAUUAAGUAGAUACAAACAAACUGAUUAUAACUUUUCUUUUUAAUUAGAACAUCAAAAUUGUGUACUGUCUCUACACUUUGUCCCUUCUGAAAGUUUGUUCGUGAAUGAUUUACUGAUUCUGAGCCUACCUACAAGAUCUUUUCAACUGAAAUUUUAAAAUAAUUGUUUCAAAAGCAUAGUCUAAUACUGUUACUGAAUGUUACCCCCAAACUACUUUUGAAGAUGCAUAACCUGGACUUGGAAGGAAAUUAUAGUUUUCAGUUAAAUUUCCUGUCUCGAGGGGCUGAUUUUAAUCCUUGUAAUACUGACAAUCUUCUCAUUGUCCUUAUGUUCUUUAAGUGAUACUUGAUGAAAUGUCUGGAACUUUUAAAUAGCUUCCAUAGACAAGAGAAGGCAAGAGGAAUCUCAAAUAAAUCUAAAAAGAUAAUGUUUCUUUCUAGUUUAACAAUUUACUUAAUUGUAACUGAAAAUGUAAAAAAUACAUGGAAAAAUAUAUUUUUGAAUAAAGUAUUUUGAUCACCUCUUAAA
Corvus hawaiiensis (hawaiian crow) is the source of this 3290-nucleotide messenger RNA. RefSeq names its product phosphotriesterase related (gene PTER). Gene Ontology annotation, molecular function: zinc ion binding; hydrolase activity, acting on ester bonds. The transcript is spliced from 7 exons. NCBI's taxonomy places the organism in Eukaryota, Metazoa, Chordata, Aves, Passeriformes, Corvidae. The coding region runs from base 1389 to 2660 and encodes 423 amino acids. Gene Ontology annotation, biological process: catabolic process. The record is from RefSeq and is a predicted model, not a curated record.